AUGGGCCGCGAAGACCAGACGGAGGAGCGAGAGGUGCUCGACUCAAUUUUCCCUGAGGAGAUCACAGACAUAUCCGACACUUCGUACCGAGUAUCGAUAGCUCUUGAUGUUCCCGAGGUUGAAGGCGAGGAUGCAGAGCAGCCAACUAUCUUGCUAGAAGUAUCAUACCCGGAGGAGUACCCCGAUGUUGCUCCAGAACUCAGCAUUUCCUCCCCACCGAAUGCCCCGAGGCACCCGCGGUUGGAUGUUCAAGAGGAUCGGGAGCGGCUUCUCGAGACCCUCCAGCCUACAAUCGAAGAGAAUAUGGGCAUGGCUAUGGUUUUCACACUUGUGAGCGCAUUGAAGGAGAAUGCGGAAGAGCUUAUGAUUGAACGUGCGAACGCCGUUCAGGCCGAAAAGGACAGGGCAGCCGCAAAGGCCGAGGAGGAAGAGAACAAAAAGUUUCAGGGCACACCCGUCAACCGAGAGACCUUUUUGGAAUGGCAUACGAAGUUCCAAAAGGAGAUACAGGAAGAGGAACAGCGACAAAAGGAGGAGAAGGAGGCGGAAGACAAGAAGAAAAAGUCUACAAAGGAGGAGAAGAAGCUCACCGGCCGACAGUUGUGGGAGCGUGGUUUGGCUGGCAAGGGCGACUAUGACGAGGACGGUGAAGAUGCUCUGCCAGCUGUGGACAAGCUCAAGGUUACUGCAUAA
Messenger RNA from Penicillium argentinense, 693 nucleotides. Its product is annotated as RWD domain-containing protein. The record is from RefSeq and is a predicted model, not a curated record. Gene Ontology annotation, molecular function: protein binding. NCBI's taxonomy places the organism in Eukaryota, Fungi, Ascomycota, Eurotiomycetes, Eurotiales, Aspergillaceae. Bases 1 to 693 code for a protein of 230 amino acids. The transcript has 2 exons. Gene Ontology annotation, biological process: cytoplasmic translation.